AGCACACUUCAGCCUCACAUCCCACGUUUAGCCUGGGACUUGCCUUUCCCUCUCUUGCAGCACUUUAGAUGGAGACUCUGAGGAUGCAUCAUCAGUACACUAGCCGGGCUGUACUCUUCAGGAUACUUGCUCUCAUGCUGCUUUCUCCUGGCUUCCUUGCCUUUAACUUGGAUGUUGAUAAAGUCACAGUAUACAGUGGUCCUCGGGACAGUUAUUUUGGAUACUCGGUGGAUUUUUAUGUGCCUAACCCCAACAAGGUCAGUGUUUUGAUUGGAGCCCCUAAAGCUAAUACGUCCCAGCCAGAGAUAAUUGAAGGCGGUGCUGUGUACCACUGCCCCUGGCCAGAGACCUCAUCCUGCAAACAGAUUCCUUUUGACAUCACUAACAACAGAGCCAUUAAGGUUGCUGGAACAAAGGAAGAUGUGGAAUUCAAGUCAAAACAAUGGUUUGGAGCAACUGUUAGAGCUCAUAAAGAAAAGGUGGUGGCUUGUGCUCCAUUAUAUCACUGGAGAAGUGUUAAACCUACCCCAGAAAAGGAUCCUGUUGGCACAUGUUAUGUUGCCAUUCAGAAUUUUAGUGCUUAUGCCGAGUAUUCUCCAUGCCGUGGUCAUAAUGCUGAUCCUGAAGGGCAAGGAUUCUGUCAAGCUGGUUUUAGCCUGGACUUUAACAAGAAUGGGGACAUAGCAUUAGGAGGACCUGGCAGCUAUUACUGGCAAGGACAAAUCUUCACAGCUAAAAUUGCAGAUAUCAUACAAGGUUAUUCAUACAAGAGCAUUAUCAGGAAGCUGGUUGGGGAAAAGCAAACUGCAAUGGCCCAGUCUGCCUAUGAUGAUAGUUAUUUGGGAUACUCAAUGGCUGUUGGAGAAUUUACGGAGGAUUCUGAGCAAGAGAUUGUUGCAGGAGUCCCCAGAGGAGCACAGAACUUUGGAUAUGUCUCUAUAAUUAAUUCUACAGAUUUGGCCUUCAUUCAGAAUUUCACUGGAGACCAGAUGGCCUCUUACUUUGGAUAUACUGUUGCCGUCUCAGAUGUAAACAAUGAUGGACUGGAUGAUAUACUGGUUGGGGCACCACUGUUCAUGGAUCGGGAAUUUGAGAGUAAACCAAAAGAAGUUGGACAGGUUUACCUGUACUUGCAAGAACGUGCCCUGGAGUUUAGAAAUGCCCAAAUUUUAAAAGGGGCCGAAAUCUUUGCAAGAUUUGGCAGUGCUAUUGCACAUUUAGGUGAUAUAAAUCAAGAUGGAUAUAAUGAUAUUGCUAUUGGCUCACCAUUUGCAGGGGAAGACAGGAAAGGCAGAGUGUUUAUCUACAAUGGGAAUGCUAAUGGGUUAAAUAAAGAGCCAUCCCAAAUACUGGAUGGAGCUUGGGCCUCCCAGUCUCUGCCUGCAGGAUUUGGCUUCACUCUGAGAGGAGAUUCAGACAUAGACAAAAACGAUUACCCAGAUUUAAUUGUAGGAGCAUUUGGAGCAGCAAAAGCAGUUGUAUAUAGGGCUAGACCAGUAGUGACAGUUGGUGCUCAACUUAUUCUUUAUCCUAUGAUUUUGAACCCAGAAAACAAGACCUGCCAACUUCCCUACGCCGAAACACUAGUGACUUGUUUCACAGUAAGGGUCUGUGCAACAGUAUCAGGUCAAAGCAUUCCAUCCAAAAUAGUAUUGGAAGUUGAAGUUGAAUUAGACUGGUUGAAACAGAAAGGCGCAGUGAAGAGAACAAUAUUUCUGGAAAACAAUCAGGCGCACAAAGCUUUCCGACUAACAAUAGAGAAACAGAAGCCAUUCCAGUGCCAAGACUUUGUUGUCUAUCUCAGAGAAGAAACGGAAUUCCGUGACAAGCUCACUCCAAUUACUGUCAAUAUGAAUUAUAGUUUGGAUGAAUCCGCCUUUUCAGGUGACCUGGAUCUGAAGCCAAUUCUAAAUCGUUACGGAGAAACAACCCUACAGAAGCAGGCGCAUAUUCUGGUGGAAUGUGGAGACGACAAUAUGUGCAUUCCUGACCUAAAACUUUCAGCCAUAUCAGACAAGAAAGAGCUAAUCAUCGGAAAAGAGAACCAUAUUCUGCUGGUUAUAAACGCUAGAAAUGAUGGCGAAGGAGCAUAUGAAGCAGAACUGCACGUGAACAUUCCUUUAGAAGCAGACUACGUUGGUGUUGAACGGCAUAUGGAGGGACUGCGGCAACUUAACUGUGAAUAUAAAAUGGAAAAUGAAUCUCGAAUGGUCGUAUGCGACCUUGGAAAUCCGAUGGCAGCUGGAACAAAUCUCUCCAUUGGCCUACGAUUUGUUGUCCAACGUUUAGAAAAUGUAGAAAACAUCAAAUUUGAACUAUUAGUUAAAAGUUCAAACAAGGACAACCCCAACAGCAACUUUGUUAGCCUUCAAAUCAACAUAACUGCUGUAGCCAAAGUAGAGAUCAGAGGAGUAUCUCUUCCUCCUCAAAUUGUUCUACCAAUUGCAGAUUGGGAACCCAAGGAAAAACCUACUGAGGAAAAGGAAGUUGGACCUUUAGUUCAACAUGUAUAUGAGUUGCACAACAUUGGGCCAAGUGCUAUAAGUGAAACCCAUCUCAGAGUGGGUUUCCCCACACAAAGCCGGGAAGAGUUUCUCCUCUACAUAUUCCACAUUCAGACAGAGGGACCACUAAAGUGUCAACCAAGCAGUGCUCUCAACACUUUAAAAAUAAAGACAAGCAAAUAUGAGGAUACACCUGAACUAGCCGCCUACUUACGGAAUUCCAGUGUAUCUCACGCCGUGAGCCGCAGGGAUGUAGGAGUACCCUGACCUCUGAGACAUAUCCCUAUACCUACAAA
Molecule: messenger RNA, 2800 nt
Organism: Bombina bombina (fire-bellied toad)
Lineage: Eukaryota; Metazoa; Chordata; Amphibia; Anura; Bombinatoridae
Gene: ITGA8
Product: integrin subunit alpha 8
Exons: 26
Coding region: 69-2771 (900 amino acids)
Biological process (GO): cell-cell adhesion; integrin-mediated signaling pathway; cell adhesion mediated by integrin
Cellular component (GO): external side of plasma membrane; integrin complex
Molecular function (GO): integrin binding
Source: RefSeq, a predicted model, not a curated record